Molecule: messenger RNA, 1149 nt
Organism: Ixodes scapularis (black-legged tick)
Lineage: Eukaryota; Metazoa; Arthropoda; Arachnida; Ixodida; Ixodidae
Exons: 2
Coding region: 60-827 (255 amino acids)
Source: RefSeq, a predicted model, not a curated record
UUGGCUAAAUUAUAGAAGCAAUUAAGAUAUCAAGCUAUUAAUACAAUCAAAUCAAAACAAUGAAUGUGCUUGCUGCAAUCAGACGAAAUUUAAUGCUCAAACAAAAUAUAAAGAGAACCUUGUCUUCCACAGGCGCAGGGUGCAACGACCACACGCUGACACCGCUGGCUGAGGCUGUGCUGGCGGUCAUCGGUUCCACAAGCCCCAACCUUCUGGGUAUCGAAGGAGGCAUAGACACCGACGAGGCCAGCACAGCACCAGUCAGCGUGCAGCCAACCACUAACGAGGUGGUAGGAGAGGACCGAGUCCUGAGCUACGAAGUUGAAGUGGACCCCGGGGUCGCAUUCCUCGAGGUGCCGGAAUCCGAAGACACCCAGGACUACGAGCCUCCGGACUGGCUGCUGGACGAGGAUGAGGCACCCGUGGAGCCUGGUGCAGCAGCUGCGCUGCUACGUCGGGAGGGGCCUCCUCCUGUGGCAGGGGGACCGCCUGAGGCAGCAGCUGCUGCUGAAGGGCAACCGGCACCACUGGGCCGGCGGGGACCACCUCGUCCACGACCGGUCUGGAGGCCCAGCGCACCACCCGCAGGCUCGGCAGCCAGCACACGGGCUGCAGACAAACAGUUUUAUAGAGACAUCUUGGAGCAACAACACGAGAACAUAAAGUUAGAACGGCAGUGCCUCCUUGCCAAACUGAAGGCGACGGAAGAGCAGGCAAGGGCAUCGGAAGAGCAGGCAAGGGCAGCAAGGGCAGCCUGGGAGGCUGCCAAAAUGAUGAAAAAGGCAGCAAACUUCUAUAUUCAACAGGGAGAAAAAAUGUUCACGUAACUUGGGAAGGCCCUACGACAAGGCCCUUAAAGGGGAGGAGGAGCCUUCAGUUUGGCAAAGAGGCAUUGCCGUUUUAGCUUUACUUUGUAAAUACAAUAAACAGUUUUCUUUGGUUAGUUCUCUUCAAUGUCUUUUUGGUUCCAAGUAUGCAAAAAAUUUCCACUGCAUUAUGUAUUUCAUUUAGCAACAUGCAAAACUAAAGAAAUGAUGGCAUCAUAAAAAACAUGCAACAACUUUUACACACUCAGCUAAGUAAAAGUGAAAGUCAUUACUGUAAUUAACACGUGUAAGGACCGCACCCGCAAAAAAAAUGUUUGCCUUG